AUGGACGUGGCCGUAUCUCCUCAGCCCCCGGGCACGCCUGUCAACGGCAACGGCAACGGCAACGGCGCCAACGGCAUCAACGGCGUCAGUACCGCCGCCCCUCUUGUUGCCAUGGAUGCCGCCCGCGUCGUUGACCAUCUGGCACAUCUGCUGGAGGCCGCCCUUGGCGCAACACGCGACGAGCUCGAAGCUACUGGCAGCCUCCUGUCAAAGGCACGGUAUAACGACACACUACAGCGAUGCAGUCGCUUCGCCAACGACAGCAUCGUGUGUCUGUACAUACAAAAGGACCUUCCCGCCUCCCCUCAACUUGAAAAUGGCGACGUGGAUUCGGGCCCAUCACAACACACAUAUACUAUCGCAUCCGACCUGUCCUCAGCAGCCACCACCGUUGCGUUCCUGGUCCUCCUGAAGCGCCCCCAACCCCUCGACCCAUCCACGCCCCUCGCCUCACAGCUCCAGGUGCUGAACCUCCCCGGCCCAGCAUACCUUGCUGCCACUGCUGGCGAGCAGGGCCCGGCUGCUUCGCCAUUUGAAUACCUACAACUCUUCUUGCACAACGGUCUGGCGCCAUACUUCGAUGCGAGCACCAAGAGUCAGCAGAUGAUCGGCGGCGUCCGCGGCAGGGCUGACGUCGACGCUAAGACUGGAAUACCAGUGACGAAGAAGAGGUGGACAGAGCUGGAACUGAGCUUGUCACAUCUGCAGCAGAAUGUCGAGAUCCCCGAAGUUCUCCUGCCGUUCCACCCGACGGUACAGAAUGCCCUCGACGAUGCUGCAUCGCGCCAGGUCAAGCCCUCCCUCGACUUGAUACCGCCCGCGCUGCUCCAGGACAGCACCUUCCUGAACCAGCUGCAGACGAAUGUGAAUAAUUGGAUCAAAUCUAUUCAAGCUAUCACCAAGAUGAACCGUGACCCAACCACCGGUACGGCGAACCAGGAGAUCAACUUUUGGUUGUCCAUGGAGGCCGCCCUUGGUGGCAUCGAGACACAGCUUGGAAGCGACGGUGUGCGUCUGACGCUGGAGAUAUUGAAGCACGCAAAGCGUUUCCAGGCAACUGUCAGUUUUGGAGCAGACACGGGCCUGAAGGAAGCCAUGGACACAGUUCAAAAGUACAACCAGCUGAUGCGUGACUUCCCCUUGGACGAGCUUCUCUCAGCGACCUCAUUGCCCAAGGUCCGGGAUGCCAUUGACCAGAUAUUCACACAUCUGAACAAGAAGCUCCGGAUCUGCCCUUACCCCAUUCGACGAGCCUUGCCUUUAGUCGAGGCCUUCUCAGCCGAUCUAGAUGAGGUUCUGCACCGCCUUCUCCCGGGGACAGAGUUAGUCGAUCUCGAUUAUCAGGAGUUUAGCAACGUCAUGCGUCUGACGGACAAUGUCUUCAAGGCUUGGGACGAUAAUAAAAAGGCUUUCACAGAUGUCGCCCGUGAUGUCACCAGACGGAGGAACGAGAAGUUCAUUCCUAUCAAGAUCAACCCCAAACACACCGAGCUGCAAUCUCGGCUGAAGUAUGUCAGCAACUUCCGCGACAAUCACGAGCAGCUGCAGAGGACAAUCGUCAACGUUCUCGGCCCAAAGGCCACCGUGACCGAGCUCGUGGAUGGCGCAAACACAGAAGGCGUCGUUGUUGAGGAGAUGGGCGACGUUGAUGCUGUGGAGGAGGUCAAGCAGGCCUGGGAAGCGCUGAGGAACGUGGACCUACUCGAUGUUUCCACCGAAGGCACUCAGCGAUGGGUGAAGGCCGAAGAGACUUACAAUGAACGAACUUCCCGCGUUGAGAACUCCAUCAUCGCCCGCCUGCGAGAUCGCCUUGCUACAGCCAAGAAUGCGAACGAAAUGUUCCGCGUCUUCUCCAAGUUUAACGCGCUUUUCGUGCGACCCAAGAUUCGAGGUGCUAUCGCAGAGUACCAAACCCAGCUCAUUGACAACGUGAAGCUGGCCAUUAACUCGCUCCAUGAGCGCUUCAAACAGCAGUAUGGCCAUUCCGAGGCGCACGCCAUGGCUCAGCUCCAUGAUCUCCCUCCCGUCUCUGGAGCUAUCAUAUGGGCGCGUCAGAUCGAGCGGCAGCUCGAUGGGUACAUGAAGAAAGUUGAGGAUGUUCUCGGAUCCGAAUGGGCACUUCACACCGAAGGACAGAAGCUCAAGAACGACAGCGAGCUGUUCCGGAAGAAGCUCAACACCCGGCCGAUUUACGAAGCUUGGCUUCACGAUGUGCAGAGGAAGAACAUCACCAUCUCGGGCCUCAUCUUCGCCAUCAGCAAGAUCCGAGCUGCUGGAAACGUCCUAGAGCUUCAGAUCAACUUCGACGGCCAGGUGAUUGCCCUGUUUAAAGAGGUCCGGAACCUCAUGUGGCUGAAUUAUAGUGUACCCCACGCCGUAAACAGUGUGUCCAAGGAAGCCAAGAGAGUCUAUCCUUUCGCUGUGAGCCUCAUGGAGAGCGUCAGGACCUACGCGCAGACUGAUCGCCAGAUCGCGGAUAUGCCGGACGUCUCCGUGUUGCUUGGUGGUCUUCGGAACGAAGUUCAGGAACUUGUCCGCAGGGGUGUGCCGCUCAGAUGGGAGUCUUUUAACAACAUGUACGAAUUACAUUUCAGAGGGGACUCGUCAAAGGGUGAAAGCAAGCAUGUCACUUUCGUCAAAGAGUUCUCUGUGGCAGUGUCACAGCUCCAGUUCAAGACCAUGACGUUGGCCUCCAUCAACGCAACCAUCCAGAAGGCUCUUGUUGAGCUCGGUUCUUGCCCGUACGAAGCCUCUGAAUUUGAUUCACGACUCGGGAUCAUUCAGGAUGCGGUGGACCAAUUGAACCUGGAACAAUACGUGAAUCUUGGCUACUGGGUCGACGGAAUGAAUUCUCAUAUCAAGGAAGUCCUGCUUAUUCGCCUACAACGCGCAAUGUCGGCUUGGGUAGAGGCUUUCGAGGAUGACCAUUUCGAGGGCGACGAUUCGCGUCGGAGGGCACACGGAGAUGGUGCUGUGAACAGCAAGUCUGACAAACCAGUCAUGAAGCAGCUGAUUCACGAAAUCACGAUGAGAAACCAGGUCAUCUAUCUCGACCCUCCUUUGGAAUUUGCACGCGCUAGCUGGUUCCUGCAGCUCCAAGAUUGGCUUGGUGUUGUGUGCAACCUGAAGAAGAUCAAGGCAGCUCGUUAUCAAAUGAGCCUGAGUUUGAACACGACGGCCCAAGACGAGCCCCGCUUCAAUGACCUCCCCGCUGAGUGCACCGAGAUGCUCAUUCGCGUGCAUGGCUCUGUUGAUAAGAAGCUUCAGGAAAUCGGCGCUUACGUUGACAAGUGGCUGCAAUUUCAGUCCUUGUGGGACUUGCAGUCAGACCAAGUCUACGAAAUACUCGGUGACCAACUUUCAAGAUGGCUGCAACUCUUGCAGGAGCUCCGCAAAACACGGUCGACCUUUGACACAUCGGAGAUAAGCCGCUCAUUCGGUCAUGUCACCAUCGACUAUGAUCAGGUGCAGACCAAGGUCAAUGCCAAGUACGAUCAAUGGCAGCAUGACAUUCUGCUCAAGUUUGCCAGUCGUCUCGGAAACCGCAUGCGAGAAGUCCAUGCUGAGAUUGAGAAGGCCCGGCGAGAUUUGGAAAGCCACAGCCUGGAAGCAUCAUCCACUGCGCAAGCUGUCCAGUUCAUCACCAUUGUGCAAAGUGCUAAGCGGCAGGUCAAGCUUUGGGCACCGGAGGUGGAGAUCUUCCGCCAAGGCGAGUCUACCCUUGUGAGGCAGCGUUACCAGUUCCCCAAUGACUGGCUACAUGCGGAACAGGUGGACGGCAUGUGGGAUGCAUUGAACGAGCUUCUAGCACGCAAGUCGAAGAUUGUCCAGGACCAGACGGACGCCUUGCGAGCAAAGAUUGUGGCGGAGGACAAGGUCGUUGCCGAUAAAAUCACCGAAGUGGCACAGCAGUGGAAUGAGGAGAAGCCGGUUUCUGGUACUAUACCUCCUGACGAGGCCAAUGCCACGCUGAGCUCCUUCGAGAUGAGGAUUACCCAGCUUCAAGAAGAGUUUGCCAUGGUCUCCAAGGCGAAGGAAGCCCUCGACCUUCCUGCGUCCGCUGAUUCGUCUCUGGGUGUGAUUUUGGAAGAGGUUCAAGACUUCAAAUCCGUCUGGGCUUCACUUUCUCUGAUUUGGAAGAGUCUGAACGAGCUGCGCGAGAUGCUAUGGACCAGUGUACAGCCAAGAAAGAUCCGGUCAUCAAUUGAUGGUCUCAUUAAGAUGACGAAGGAGAUGCCCAGCAGGAUGCGGCAAUACGCUGCAUUUGAGCACAUCCAAAACAUUCUCCGGCAGUACUUGAAAGUCAACUCCCUGCUGGGAGAUCUCAAGUCAGAGGCUGUGCGAGACCGGCAUUGGACCAAAAUCUGGAAGCAGAUCAAGCCUGGAAAACGGUAUUCUCCCGUGUCCAUGACGUUGGGAGAUGUCUGGGACCUAAAUCUAGUGGCCACCGAAGUCAUCAUCAAGGAUGUGAUUGCCCAAGCACAGGGUGAGAUGGCCCUUGAAGAGUUCCUGAGACAGGUGAAGGAGGACUGGACGAACUAUCACCUCGAACUCGUCAAUUACCAGAACAAAUGCCGUCUCAUUCGCGGUUGGGAUGAGCUCUUCGCAAAGUGCAGUGAAAAUCUCAAUUCGCUGCAGGCAAUGAAGCACUCCCCUUACUACAAGGAGUUUGAGGAGGAAGCCUCCACCUGGGAGGAUAGGUUGAACCGUGUGCAUGUCCUUUUCGACGUCUGGAUUGAUGUUCAACGCCAAUGGGUCUACCUCGAGGGUGUCUUCACUGGCAACGCGGAUAUCAAGCACCUGCUUCCGAUCGAGUCUUCGAGGUUCCAGAACAUCAACAGCGAGUUCUCAGCGGUGAUGAAAAAGGUCUACAAACAACCCACUGUCCUUGACGUACUCAAUAUCCCAAAUGUGCAGAAGUCUUUGGAGCGAUUGGCAGAGCUGCUCAACAAGAUUCAGAAAGCGCUGGGCGAGUAUCUCGAGAAGGAGCGUGUCUCCUUCCCUCGGUUCUACUUCGUCGGCGACGAAGACCUUCUGGAAAUGAUCGGCAACAGUAACGACACUUUGCGUAUUGCCAAGCACUUCAAGAAGAUGUUUGCUGGUCUCUCUGGCCUGGUCAUGGACGAAGAGGGUGUGAUUUCUGGCUUCACCUCCAAGGAGGGCGAGAUUGUACGACUCAAGAAAGAAAUAUCGGUCAUCAAGACUCCCAAGAUUAAUGACUGGCUCGCACUUCUGGAAAGCGGAAUGAAGGCAACGCUUGCCGAGUUACUGGCCGAGGCUGUCGAGCAGUACACGCCCAUUUUCUCCAACGAGAAGAUCGAACAAGAAGCCCUCAGCGAGUUCAUGGCAGCUUAUCCGAGUCAGAUCGUGGUCUUGGCAACUCAGGUUGUCUGGACCACUGCUAUUGACAAAGCACUCAACGAUGGUGGCACAGGCCUUCAAUCUCUGUUUGAGCGGGAGGUUCAGGUGCUUCGCCUUCUCGCGGAAACGGUCUUGGGUGACCUGGAGGUGCUGAUGAGGAAGAAGUGUGAACAGCUCAUCACCGAAUGCGUCCACCAGCGAGAUGUCAUUGAGAAGCUCGUAAACCUCAAUGCCACGACUCCGACCCAUUACAUGUGGCUACUUCAGAUGCGCUAUGUCUACACUCCUCAGGGUGAAUUCCUAGACCGCAUCCAUGUCAAGAUGGCGAACGCGAAGCUCAACUACGGCUUCGAGUACCUGGGUGUACCUGACAGGCUUGUCCGAACGCCGCUCACCGACAGGUGCUUCCUCACUCUUACACAAGGACUGUGCCAGCGUCUAGGAGGAUCGCCUUACGGACCUGCGGGUACCGGAAAAACAGAGUCUGUCAAGGCCCUUGGUGUCGAACUCGGCAGAUUCACUCUUGUUUUCUGCUGUGAUGACACCUUCGAUUUCCAGGCCAUGGGGCGUAUUUUCCUCGGUAUCUGUCAAGUUGGUGCCUGGGGUUGUUUCGACGAGUUCAACCGUCUUGAGGAGCGGAUUUUGUCCGCUGUUUCCCAGCAGAUUCAAAACAUCCAGCUUGGUCUGAAACAAGGCGCUGAGGACGACAAGGCUCAAAUCGAGCUUGUGGGUCGCCAGCUUCACGUCAAUGAAGACACGGGCAUCUUCAUCACAAUGAACCCCGGCUAUGCUGGUCGGUCCAAUCUGCCAGACAACCUCAAGAAGCUCUUCCGCAGUGUGGCCAUGUCGAAGCCUGACAAGGAGCUCAUUGCCGAAGUCAUGCUGUACUCUCAAGGCUUUAAUCAGGCUAAGCAACUGUCAAAGCAAACAGUACCUUUCUUCGACCAAUGUUCAGCCAAGCUAUCGAAACAAGCUCACUACGACUUCGGUCUUCGUGCUCUGAAGAGCGUGCUAGUAAGCUCCGGUGGACUGAAACGGGCCCGUCUCAUCGAGAGUGGAGGCGACCUUGGCGCAGAAGAAGUGGUCGAGCCGGAGAUUAUUGUACAAAGCAUCCGUGAGACCAUUGCGCCCAAGCUGAUUAAGCCUGAUGUGGACAUCAUGAUGGAUGUCGAACAGGUCUGCUUCCCUGGGGUGAAGUACAUCCCUGCCAACCUGCACAGUCUCGAGGAGGCGAUCCGCCGCCUGGCAGACGAAAGACAACUUGUUGUCAACGAAACGUGGAUGACAAAAAUCCUCCAGCUCUAUCAAAUUCAGAAGAUCCAUCACGGUGUCAUGAUGGUCGGAAAUUCUGGAUCAGGAAAGUCAGCUGCCUGGAGGUUGCUUCUUGACGCACUUCAACAAGUCGAGAGUGUCGAGGGUGUCUCCCAUGUCAUUGACUCAAAAGUCAUGUCCAAGGAGGCACUGUACGGAAAUCUCGAUUCCACCACCCGAGAAUGGACGGAUGGUCUCUUCACGAGCAUUCUUCGGAAAAUUGUGGACAACCUACGUGGUGAGGAUACCAAGCGCCACUGGAUUGUCUUCGAUGGCGAUGUCGACCCUGAGUGGGUUGAAAACCUGAACAGUGUGCUCGAUGACAACAAGCUGCUCACUCUUCCUAAUGGCGAGCGUCUCAAUUUGCCGCCUAAUGUCCGCAUCAUGUUCGAAGUGGAAACACUGAAGUACGCCACUCUCGCAACAGUCAGUAGGUGCGGUAUGGUCUGGUUCAGCGAAGACACUGUCACACCUAGCAUGAUGGUGACCAACUACCUGGAGACACUGCGCACAGUCGCAUUCGAGGACCUAGACGAGGAUGCCGUGGCCACUGGGCAGAGCUCUGCAAAGGCCCUGGCAGUGCAGACACACGCUGCUGAUCUCCUGCGUUCGCAUCUCGAGUCUGAGGGCUUCAUCCUGGCCGCUUUGCAGCAAGCAGAGAGCUAUAACCACAUUAUGGAGUUUACAGUGGCCAGAGUGCUCAACACCCUCUUCUCGCUGCUCAAUAAGGCCGUACGCGACAUCAUCGAGUACAACUCCCAGCACGUCGACUUUCCUCUGGAUCCAGAGCAGGUCGAAGGCUUCGUAGCCAAGAAGCUUCUGCUUGCUCUGGUUUGGUCUUUUACCGGCGACUGUCCUCUAAGUGACCGCAAGGCAUUCGGCGACAGCCUGUGUGGUCUCGCGGAUUUCGGGUCACCGCCUCUGGAUGGCUCCAGCGCCCUGAUUGACUUCGACGUCUCCCUCCCACAAGCUGAAUGGACGCCUUGGCAGAACCAGGUGCCGACGAUCGAAGUCAACACGCACUCCAUCACCCAGACUGAUGUUGUCAUUCCAACUCUGGACACCGUUCGUCACGAAGAUGUCUUGUACUCAUGGUUGGCUGAACAUAAGCCGCUUCUUCUGUGCGGACCGCCAGGCUCUGGUAAAACGAUGACACUCUUCAGUGCGUUGCGCAAGCUCCCGAACAUGGAGGUCGUUGGCCUUAACUUCUCGAGUGCUACCACGCCUGACCUCCUCAUCAAGACAUUUGAGCAGUACUGUGAGUACAAGAAGACGCUGAAUGGAGUGACGCUGUCUCCAACUCAGAUUGGGCGUUGGCUCGUUAUCUUCUGUGACGAGAUCAAUUUGCCCGCUCCGGACAGGUACGGCACGCAGAGAGCCAUAUCCUUCAUCCGUCAGCUAGUCGAACAUAAUGGCUUCUGGAGAACUUCCGACAAGUCGUGGGUGACCCUCGACAGGAUCCAGUUCGUGGGCGCCUGUAAUCCGCCCACAGAUGCUGGACGUACGCCCAUGGCUGCACGUUUCCUCCGCCAUGCUCCUCUCAUCAUGGUUGACUAUCCAGGGGAGCAAUCUCUUCAUCAAAUCUACGGAACAUUCAAUGCUGCCGUGCUCAAGAUUAUCCCCUCUCUCCGCGGCUAUGCAGAGGCGCUCACUCAGUCCAUGGUCCGGUUCUUCCUCGAGUCUCAGCAACGAUUCACGACUAAGAUCCAGCCUCAUUACGUGUACAGUCCUCGUGAGUUGACUCGCUGGGUCCGCGGUGUCUACGAAGCAAUCCGACCUCUCGAGACUUUGUCGGUUGAAGGCUUGGUAAGAAUCUGGGCACAUGAGGCUCUACGUCUGUUCCAGGAUCGUCUUGUUGCCGAGGAUGAGCGCAAGUGGACAGAUGACGCUGUGCGCAGAAUUGCCAUGGACUUCUUCCCAACUAUCGACGAACAGCAGGCACUCGGUGGCCCAAUCCUCUACUCCAACUGGCUGUCUAAGAACUACGUCCCGGUCGACCGGGAACAACUCCGUGAUUUCGUCAAGGCUCGUCUCAAGACCUUCUGCGAGGAGGAAGUUGACGUGCCCCUUAUCUUAUUCAACGAUGUCCUGGAGCACGUCCUCCGCAUUGAUCGUGUCUUCCGGCAGCCCCAGGGUCAUCUUAUCCUCAUUGGAGUCAGCGGCUCAGGAAAGACAACACUCUCACGCUUCGUCGCCUGGAUGAACGGUCUAAAGGUCUACCAAAUCAAGGUGCACGGCAAGUAUUCGGCCGAGGACUUCGACGAGGACCUGAGAGAAGUCUUGCGGCGUUGUGGCUGCAAGGGCGAGAAAAUGUGCUUCAUUAUGGACGAAUCAAACGUUCUUGACUCCGGUUUCCUCGAGAGAAUGAACACGUUGCUCGCCAAUGCUGAGGUACCUGGCCUCUUCGAAGGUGACGAUUUCGCAGCCUUGAUGACGGCUUGCAAGGAAGGCGCACAACGUCAAGGGUUGCUCCUCGAUUCCCAGGAGGAGCUGUACAAGUGGUUCACGUCGCAAAUUGUCAAAAACUUGCACGUCGUGUUCACCAUGAACCCACCAGAAGACGGACUCUCUUCGAAGGCCGCCACUAGUCCUGCCUUGUUCAAUCGUUGUGUCCUCAACUGGUUCGGAGACUGGUCGGAUCAAGCAUUGUUCCAGGUUGCUCACGAGUUGACGCAUUCUGUGGAUCUCGACCGCGCGAACUUUCAAGCACCGGACUCUAUCCCCAUCGCCUACCGUGGCCUCAGCCUGCCGCCUUCACACAGAGAAUCUGUUGUCAACUCUAUGGUCUACAUUCACUACUCUCUCCAGCGCUUCAAUAUCAAGCUACAAAAGCAGCAAGGGAAGGUCACCUUUUUGACACCCCGUCACUUCUUGGAUUUCGUAGCACAAUAUGUCAAGCUGUACAAUGAAAAGCGCGAGGACCUCGAGGAACAGCAGCGACAUCUUAACGUGGGUCUUGAGAAACUGAGGGACACCGUGGACAAGGUCAGAGAUCUUCGCGAGAGUCUUGCUGAGAAGAAGGCCCAGCUGGAGCAGAAAGACAUUGAGGCAAAUGAGAAGCUGCAGCGCAUGGUCGCCGAUCAAAGGGAGGCUGAGCAGCGCAAGGCCACGUCUCUCGAAGUCCAAGCAGCGCUCGAGAAGCAAGAAGCUGAGGUCGCAACGAGGAAGAAGGUUGUGUUGGAAGAUCUGGCAAAGGCAGAGCCCGCAGUCGAGGAAGCCAAAGCCAGCGUCAGCAACAUCAAGCGUCAACACCUGACUGAAGUUCGAUCCAUGAACACCCCGCCGCAGGGCGUCAAGCUUGCACUGGAUUCCGUCUGCACGCUGAUCGGCCACAAAGUCAACGAUUGGAAGGCCGUUCAGGCCGUUGUGCGACGGGACGACUUUAUUGCGAGCAUCAUCAACUUCAACAACGAGAAGCAAAUGACUAAGAACCUCCGUGUCAAGAUGAGGAACGAAUUCUUAUCCAACCCUGAAUUCACGUUUGAGAGGGUCAACCGUGCCAGUAAGGCUUGUGGUCCUCUAGUUCAGUGGGUGGAGGCGCAGGUAAAUUUUGCCGAAAUCCUCGACCGAGUUGGUCCCCUGAGGGCGGAAGUCGAGCAGCUGGAAGAGCAGGCUCUGCAGACCAAGGCUGAAGCCAAAGCGAUCGAGAGCAACAUUGCCCACUUGGAACAGAGCAUCGCCACGUACAAGACAGAGUAUGCGGCGCUGAUCAGCGAGACGCAGGCUAUCAAGUCUGAAAUGUCCAAGGUUCAAUUCAAGGUCGACCGAAGCGUCAAACUGCUCGACAGCCUUUCUUCUGAGCGCGUGCGUUGGGAGGAGGGCAGCAAGUCCUUCGAGACACAGAUCAGCACACUGGUAGGAGACGUGCUUGUUGCCGCUGCUUUCCUUGCCUACAGCGGUCUGUACGACCAGACCUUCCGAAAGUCCAUGAUGGAGGACUGGCUACACCAGCUGCACCUGUCUGGCAUUCAGUUCAAGCCACACAACCCCAUGACCGAGUACUUGUCCACUGCCGAUGAGCGUCUCGGGUGGCACGAAAACAGCCUGCCUGUGGAUGACUUGUGCACCGAGAACGCUAUCAUCCUGAAACGCUUCAAUAGGUACCCCUUGAUCAUCGAUCCUUCGGGCAGAGUCAACGAAUUCCUCCAAAAGGAGUGCAAGGAGCGACGCUUGACCAUCACCAGUUUCUUGGAUGAUUCUUUCACCAAGCAGCUUGAGAGCUCUCUCCGUUUCGGCAACCCCAUUCUCAUCCAGGAUGCGGAGCAUCUCGACCCCAUCCUCAAUCACGUGCUCAACAAAGAGUACCAGAAGACGGGUGGGCGUGUGCUUAUCCAGCUUGGAAAGCAGCAAAUCGACUUCUCGCCGGCGUUCAAGCUCUACUUGUCUACUAGGGACCCGUCUGCCACCUUUGCACCGGACAUCUGCAGUCGAACCACGUUUGUGAACUUCACUGUCACACAGAGCAGUCUCCAGACACAGUCGCUGAACGAUGCGCUGAAGUCUGAGCGGCCAGAUGUUGAUGAGAGGCGGUCGAACCUCAUCAAACUUCAGGGCGAGUUCAAGGUUCACUUGCGACAGCUUGAGAAGCGCCUGUUGCAGGCACUCAACGAGUCCCGCGGCAACAUUUUGGAUGACGACAACGUCAUUGAAACGUUGGAGACUCUGAAGACCGAGGCUGCCGAGAUAUCGGCCAAGAUGAACAACACCGAAGGCGUCAUGGCGGAGGUCGAGCAGAUCACUCUCGAGUACGAUGUCAUUGCCAAGUCCUGCAGUGCCGUGUACGCUGUCCUUGAACAGCUGCACUACCUGAACCACUUCUACCAGUUCUCUCUUCAGUACUUCCUCGACAUCUUCCACGGUGUGCUUCAUGGUAAUCCGAACUUGGCAAACGAGACGAAUCACAAGGUGCGCCGGGACAUCAUAGUCAGGGAUCUGUUCAUCGCCGCAUUCAAGAGGACUGCUCUUGGUUUACUCCAGAAAGACCGCAUUACCCUCGCAAUGCUCCUCGCGCAGGCAUCUCCAUACAAAAUGGACAGCAACCUCAUUGACAACAUCCUGGACGAAAGGAUCGAGGGCAAGGACGUCUCAACCGAUGUGGAUGCCAAGGACGAGGCAUUUGCGCGGGCUAGAAAACUGCCCAGUCUCAAGGAGAGACUUGAUCAGGUCUCUUCCAGCGACUGGGAGGAAUUCUUCACCCAAGAGCUAGCCGAAAACUUCGUUCCCAAAAUUUGGGAUGACAGCACGGAUGACAACGACAAGGCUCUCAUAUCACUGCUGCUCGUGAAGCUUUUCCGUCUUGACCGUUUUGUGCCUGCGGCGGAGCGAUUCGUGGCCCUUGUCUUCGGACCUGAGCUGUUCGAUAUCGUGGAAGAUCUCAAGGCUACUGUCACCCAAGUACCAGCGACUCGUCCUAUUGCUCUGGUGUCUAGUCCCGGCUUCGACGCCAGUUACAAGGUCGACAGCCUGGUGGAGAGAACACGGGUUAGGUGCACGAAUAUUGCCAUGGGCUCCAACGAAGGGGUUGCGACCGCCGACAAAGCAAUCAGUAACGCGGCACAGCUUGGUUCUUGGGUCCUGGUCAAGAACGUUCACCUCGCACCAACUUGGCUGCAGAGCCUCGAGAAGCGCAUGGAAUCACUCAACCCCAACCCGGAGUUCAGGCUCUUCCUUUCUAUGGAAGCGAGCCCCAAGAUUCCUGUCAACCUGCUCCGCGCCUCUCGCGUGCUCAUGUACGAGCAACCUGCUGGUGUGAGGGCCAACAUGAAAGACUCGAUGUCCUCGCUUUCUUCGAGACCCGCCAAGAGCCCUGUUGAGCGGCAGAGGCUUUAUCUCUUGCUUUCUUUCUUGCAUGCAGUCGUCCAGGAGCGUCUCCGUUACGCGCCUAGUCUUGGUUGGAAGGGCUUCUGGGAGUUCAAUGACAGUGACUACGAGUGCUCGGCUUUUGUGAUCGAUACGUGGGUUGAAACAGUCGCACAAAACCGGACCAACAUCGCACCCCAGAAUAUUCCUUGGGAAAUGAUCCGGUACCUUGUUACAGAAACAUACGGCGGCAAGAUUGACGACGAGGGCGAUUACAAGCUCCUUACAGAGCUCGUCCACUCCUUCCUGACACCCGCGGCCUAUGACAUUGGCCACAAAUUGGUGGAAGGCGGCGACAAGGAGGGCAACUUGGAGGUGCCGUCGGGCACUUCCAUGCAGGACUUCAUGGGAUGGAUCCACAAGCUACCUGAGCGCGAGCCGCCUACAUACCUAGGCUUGCCGGCCAAUGCGGAAAAGCUAUUGCUUGUCGGGCUUGGACAGAGCAUGAUUCAGAAUUUGAGGAAGGUCACCGAUUUGCUCGACGAGGGUGAGCAACUAGUGACCGAAGCCGCACAAGCUGCGUGA
This is a messenger RNA of Diaporthe batatas, 13056 nucleotides long. Its product is annotated as dynein heavy chain. The record is from RefSeq and is a predicted model, not a curated record. Gene Ontology annotation, biological process: microtubule-based movement. Gene Ontology annotation, cellular component: dynein complex. The transcript is spliced from 3 exons. Lineage: Eukaryota; Fungi; Ascomycota; Sordariomycetes; Diaporthales; Diaporthaceae. The coding region runs from base 1 to 13056 and encodes 4351 amino acids. Gene Ontology annotation, molecular function: dynein light intermediate chain binding; ATP hydrolysis activity; ATP binding.